Molecule: messenger RNA, 766 nt
Organism: Coregonus clupeaformis (lake whitefish)
Lineage: Eukaryota; Metazoa; Chordata; Actinopteri; Salmoniformes; Salmonidae
Product: troponin I, fast skeletal muscle
Exons: 7
Coding region: 103-621 (172 amino acids)
Biological process (GO): muscle contraction
Cellular component (GO): troponin complex
Source: RefSeq, a predicted model, not a curated record
UUAAUCUGCCAUCGGCUUGCCAUCCUCUCCCUCUCUCACAGCUGCUCUUCAUUUUUCAUCAUUAUUUUUCUCACAGGUGUGAAAAAAAAAUAAACAAGCAAGAUGUCAGAGAAAAAGAUGACAUCGAGUCGCAGGGGUCAUCUGAAGAGCGUGAUGCUCGCGAUUGCCAAAGACCUGCUGGAGAAAGAAGCAGCAAGCUUGAAAACGACAAAGGCAGAGUAUAUGGCAGAAAGCUGCCCUGCUCCGGUAAUGUCUGGGGGUCUUCCUGAGCUGCAGGAAAUGGUUAAAAAGUUGGCUCAGACCAUCGACAAGGUUGAUGAGGAUAGAUAUGAUGCAGAGGCAAAAGUGAAGAAGGCAGACAAAGAGAUCGAGGAGCUGAAGAUGAAAGUGGUUGAGAUCCAGGGCAUAAAGAAGCCAGCUCUGAAGAAAGUGCGUAUGUCUGCUGAUGCUAUGCUUGCAGCUCUGCUGGGCACCAAGCACAAGGCUUCCAUGGAUUUCAGAGCCAACUUGAAAGAAGUGAAGAAGGAGGUCAAAGAGGAGGAGGAAGUCGGUGACUGGCGUAAGAACGUUGAUGAACAGGCUGGCAUGGAUGGCAGGAAGAAGAAGUUUGAGACCGCAUAAAGGACUGAAUUAGAGUAAUUUUGUCAAUCCAUUUAACUUAAACGUAUUUAUGUCAAUUGUAAAAAGCUAUUGAAGAAAACCCAUUUUACCUAUGUCCAACAUUCAAUGCCAAAGUCCAGUAAUUAAUUAAAUACUUUGAAGUAGA